This is a messenger RNA of Wasmannia auropunctata (little fire ant), 1200 nucleotides long. Its product is annotated as basic helix-loop-helix transcription factor scleraxis. The record is from RefSeq and is a predicted model, not a curated record. Gene Ontology annotation, biological process: developmental process; regulation of transcription by RNA polymerase II. NCBI's taxonomy places the organism in Eukaryota, Metazoa, Arthropoda, Insecta, Hymenoptera, Formicidae. Gene Ontology annotation, molecular function: RNA polymerase II transcription regulatory region sequence-specific DNA binding; DNA-binding transcription factor activity, RNA polymerase II-specific; protein dimerization activity.
GGGGGGGGUGUUAAGUAUGCGUGACACACUAGAGAUGAGGAAAUCAUAUUCCGGAGGAACGGAAAGAGGCUGCGCCGGUCGCCUCAUUGAUGAAGCCAACGUCGUUGUGAACGGUCAAAACGGGAAGACAUUUCUAGAAGUCGCGUCUAGGACGAUGGCGGCACGCAUGAGGGAGGAGCCGACGAAGCAGCGGUACCAAGCGAACGCUCGAGAGAGAGAUCGCACUCAUAGCGUGAACACGGCUUUCAGCGUCCUGAGAACUCUGAUCCCGACCGAGCCGGCCGACCGGAAGCUGUCGAAAAUAGAGACCUUAAGAUUGGCCAGCAGUUACAUUAGCCAUUUGGACGCCAUGCUCAUCGCGGGUGCCAUAGAUCGACCAUGCACGCGUCUUUUAGAAGGUAGCGGGGUAACUUGCUCGACAAGACCGCAAGUUUGCACCUUUUGCUUGGCCAUGCAUAAAAGAUACAAUUUUGAUAUCUCACAGGAAAUCUCGGACUAUUCAAAUGAAGAGACAAGACCGUAUGUCUACGUGCCAACGAAUGCAACGUGUUUUGAUUGAAAUGUGAAUAAUAUCUAAAAUCUAAAGUCGGUAUUCAUAGUCGAAUUAAUUAUUUGACAAAUAAUCACAGUUUCAUAAGUCUUAUUAUUCGUCAAUGUAUAUUUUAUUUUUACAAGGAUUUAUAAUUGUUAAUUUAUAAAACGCUGAUUUACGAAUUACUUUAACAAUCUCAGAUUGAUGAAGUAAAUUUUAAUCAUUAUUUUUAAAAUUAUUUUUAUCAUUUUCUUUCCUUUUAAUGUACUUCAAUAAAUAUCAUCUAUAAUAAAUUAGAUUAGAUUUUGUACAUAGAUAUUUUUUAAAUAACUACAUCUAAAAGAAAAUGUCUCACAGAAAAGCUGUCAUUAAUUAUGACUUGAUGAAGCUAUGAUUAUUUGAACUAAUAAUUAAAAAUUAAAGAUAAAUAAUAAUAGAUUGUCGUAAAUAAUAACAGAGUUUUCAAACACAGAUUUGUAAAACAGAGAUCUGUGAAAUAUGAAUCUUUUGAUAGAUUAUAUUUUGAUAUAAUCUGUAAUUAAUUACGCUCUCAAUCAAAAAUUAUUUACGAUUAUGAAUAUCGACCUAAAGACCAAUAGUAUAAUAUCUGUAUUUUUUUUGUAAAUAUUUUAUGCGAUUCCUUUUUAAUACAUUUUACGACAUUUAAA